GUCAAUCUGUUUACAAUUCAUUCCAUAAUUGAGGUCUUUAAUUCGUCCAGAAUUGAAACUUUUUAUAUGGGCGAGUUUAGACUACAUCUGCAGGGCUUUAGACCUUCUCAACCUAUUUCAGAAAUGGAUAUCAGCGUGGAAAUGACAAAGCAGUCUUCCGAGCUGAAUUCAACUCUUUUGGAGAAUUUCAGCAUUGCAGACUUCUCACUAGAAACCUUAUUGGCCCACCAACUACCUGAAUACCCAGCAAGCUGUACUCAUGACAGCCUUUCCACUACUGUGCUUGCCGGCAGCUUCACUGCAAUACCAACAGCUCGUACUGUCACGGUGGAUGAGGAUGUCUUCAUUGAAAGCAAGAAGAGAAAAGCAAUGGAACAAUCCACCAGCAACUACCAAAGCAUUUCUCCAGCACUUUCCACAACUGAAAUCGGAGGAAACAACAGUACCAGGAAAAAGAAUAGAUUAGGCAGAGGGAAGAAAGGAAAGAGCAAUGAGAAACAACCAGAGAAAGCAGAGGAAGUAAUUCACGUUAGAGCAAGAAGGGGGCAAGCUACUGACAGUCACAGUUUAGCAGAAAGGGUAAGAAGAGAGAAAAUAAAUGAGAAAAUGAGGUGCUUGCAAGACCUUGUUCCUGGAUGCCACAAGACAAUGGGGAUGGCGGUUAUGCUGGACGAGAUAAUCAAUUAUGUUCAUUCAUUACAGAAUCAAGUAGAGUUUCUUUCAAUGGAGCUUGCUGCUGCCAGUUCUGCUUAUGACUUGAACUUGGAAACAGAGUGCUUCAAAAAGGCUCAGGGGACAAAUUCACAUGUGGCACAACAGAUGGAGAAAUGGGCAAGAGAUAGAUAUGGAGAACAGAAUUGCUUCCAUUCGACAUGGCCACUUUGACUGCACUUUUGGCCCUUACCUUCUUGUUUGCUACAAAGCACAUGAAUAUGCUUCCCACUUCACUUUCCAGCAAAUCAAAUCUGUUCCCAGAUACGUGGCAAGUGUUUCCUCCACUUUCCUGCACGUCAAAUCUGUUUCAAGUUAGAUGUCAAUUGUCCUAAUGAAAUUAUCACUAUUACGCAAAGGGUUGAGUCCAAAAUACAUAAGUAUAUCCCUAACUUUUUGUCUAAAUUAAGGGCUUUUAUUUCUUAGUUUGUCUCUAAAAAUCUAUUCGUGGUCUGUAGCACCUUUAUGCACCGAUGAUGCGAUAUCAGCUGGAGCAAGUUAAGUUAGAGCUGGCUAUAACAGGACUUCGCUUAUGUAUUGCUUGUAUAUUCAUGCCCAUUUUGUGGAGUAUUAUGUCAAUUUAUGAUUUGAAACUUGGCUUUUGGCCACUUCCAAUACCAAUUCUUCUCAUUCAA
Molecule: messenger RNA, 1346 nt
Organism: Theobroma umbraticum
Lineage: Eukaryota; Viridiplantae; Streptophyta; Magnoliopsida; Malvales; Malvaceae
Product: transcription factor BEE 3-like
Biological process (GO): regulation of DNA-templated transcription
Cellular component (GO): nucleus
Molecular function (GO): protein dimerization activity; DNA-binding transcription factor activity
Source: RefSeq, a predicted model, not a curated record